CGUGUUUGUGAAAUUGCGACAGACCACUCGGGUAGCGACGCUUGGUUAUUCUAGCGUAGCUUAGACACUAGCCAUGUCAAGCUCUGAUGCAGAGCCAAGCCACCGCACGAGCCCCUUCACGACCAUCCUCCUACAGCUGAGACUGAGUGAACGUGACCAGGGUGAACGCUCUGCACAUAACUUGGUUCAACCGCAUCGCUCGUCGCUCCUGCCGCGAAGCCAAGCGCUUUGCAAGCACAUAAAGCCAAGCACAAAAAUGCGUGUCCUCCUCGCCCUGGCCCUGCCGGGUGCGCUGGCCCUCGUGCCGCCGACCGCGACCCAACCAAGGACAGCCCUACACAGCUGGCAGCCGAACACGAAUUUCAACGGCGAGCAGGAGAACCGGCUCACGGACUUUGAGCGGGCCGCGCGCGACGCCGGCGCGGGCGAGCGCAAGGUCACGAUCCGGAAACCGCUCGGUCUCGUCUUGGACGCGCGGCCCGGCGGCGACGUCUACGUCAAGGAGGUGACGCCCGGCGGUAAUGCGGAAGCGGUGGGCAACGUUAAAGUGGGCGACACGAUCCAGAUGUGCUCGGCGACCUUCGGGAACCAGAUGUGGUCGACGCGGGGCGCGGGUCUCGAUCGGGUCAUGCGCGCGAUCGAGGUCCGGGCGGGCCCGACGUGCAGUCUCGUGCUCCAAUCCAAAGCCGAACAAAAAAAUUUCUUGGCGGACAUGUUCGGCCAGCAGAAGAAGGUCCAGCAGCAGCGCAUCGUCGACGCGCAGACGAAGCGCGAGGUCCUCGAGGCCGAGGUCAAGGCCGAGCGCAAGGAGGCGGCCAAGGGCUGGUUCGGGAUCUUCUAGGCUCCUAUGCUCCCCGUCCUAAGAGGUCCUGUCUCGUA
Messenger RNA from Pelagomonas calceolata, 879 nucleotides. NCBI's taxonomy places the organism in Eukaryota, Pelagophyceae, Pelagomonadales, Pelagomonadaceae. The record is from the annotation of a GenBank genome assembly.